Carassius carassius (crucian carp) is the source of this 2905-nucleotide messenger RNA. Its product is annotated as oxysterol-binding protein-related protein 10-like. Gene Ontology annotation, cellular component: cytosol; membrane; intracellular membrane-bounded organelle. The record is from RefSeq and is a predicted model, not a curated record. The coding region runs from base 108 to 2384 and encodes 758 amino acids. Lineage: Eukaryota; Metazoa; Chordata; Actinopteri; Cypriniformes; Cyprinidae. Gene Ontology annotation, molecular function: cholesterol binding. The transcript has 12 exons.
CUUCUCUCCAUACGAUGAUCUUUUUCAGCAGUAUCUUUGCUUUGCUUUUGAAACUGUGCUUUGGAUUUUGAACCGUCAUAUUGUAUUAUCCAGAGUUUUGAAUAAUCAUGGAAAAAACAUUGAACGUGUCGCAUUCAGGGAGCAGUAAAGGAAAGUGGUCAUUGGAUCUGGGGAAUCCCGCACACAGACAGGCAAGAAGCGGCUCGUAUAGUCCGGGAACAGGGGCUGUUUCGGACACUCACCCGUCUCAGACCCAAAAACGACACUUGGAAGGGGUUUUAAACAAAUACACCAAUUUACUGCAAGGCUGGCAACACAGGUACUUUGUGUUGGACCCUGAGCUCGGCCAGCUUCAGUAUUUCAUCAACGAGUACAGUAAGAACCAGAAGCCACGAGGGUCCCUGCCCCUCAUCGGCUCCUCGGUGGCCCCAAGCGACGAGAUUCCCUAUAUGUUCACAGUCUGUGCUGCAAAUGGAGAUUUCUUCAAACUACGGGCCUGUGAUGCACACGAGCAGCAGAUGUGGAUGACCCAGCUUCAGCUGUGUGCCCGUCGCCACUCAGACGGCAGUGCCAAGGGCUGCACCUCAUCUUCCUCCUCCUCCUGCAACACAUCCUCUUCCUCAUCUGUCGGCCGGACCCGCAGCUUCUCCCUCCACCCACACCCUGUCCCGCAGUGCUCCUCCAUCUCCACCCAAAGACAGACCCCCCAGCACGGGACUCCUGCCUCUGUCAUCACCAUCACCCACCACAAGUCCCCCACCACCAGCCAACGGGCCUGCAGUCAGCAUCCUGCAGGACUGCACCAGGUCAAAGAGUUCAUGUCCCAGGCAGAGGGCCAGCAGAAGAACCUGGUGAAUUCUAUCGAGUCGCUGCCGAGCCGCGGGCCGCUGUCCUCCCUCGACCAGGACCUGCUCCUCCUCAAAGCCACGUCUGCAGCCACACUCAGCUGUCUGGGAGAAUGCCUGAGUAUCCUUCAGCACAACGUGUGCCAGGCAGCCCAACACAUCACCCACAGCCACAUGCAGGGAUCAGAUACAGGCGAGAAUAGUAAUUGGUCAAGGUCCAAGACUGCCUCAGAAGACCAUGAGAAGAAUGGAGAAUUGACACGUAACACCUCAACUGUACAACAGCACCACUCUCCACUUCACAGGAACAAAGAACGGCUCAAAGACACAGAGAGCUCCAGCUCAGAAUCGGUGGACUCCAGCGAGGAGAUCACAGACACAGAAGAUAAUGAGGAGGAAGACCUCGGAGUCUUAGAUGACCAGAGGAGCAUCAUCCUCCAUCUGCUGUCUCAACUCAAACUGGGCAUGGACCUCACACGGGUGGUGCUGCCCACGUUCAUCCUAGAGAAACGCUCCCUUUUGGAGAUGUAUGCCAAUUUCAUGGCCCAUCCGGAUGUGUUUUUGGCCAUCACAUCUGGAGUGACGGCAGAGGAACGUAUGAUUCGGUUUGUGGAAUACUACUUGACCGCUUUCCACGAGGGGCGUAAAGGAGCGGUGGCCAAGAAGCCUUACAACCCCAUUCUGGGGGAGAGCUUCCACUGCACAUGGGACGUACAGCGAGAUAAAGUGCGGCCCCUCAGGACUACCAGCUCAAGUCCAAGCCCUGCGGCUGCUCAUUCCACCCAGAUCACCUCCAGUGAGGGGUUAGGGUCUUACCGGCUACGGUUUGUGGCUGAGCAGGUGUCCCAUCACCCCCCAGUCUCUGGAUUCUACUGCGAGUGCAAAGAGCAGCAGAUAUGCGUCAACACUCAUGUUUGGACUAAAAGCAAAUUCAUGGGCAUGUCCAUAGGAGUGUCAAUGGUUGGAGAAGGUAUUUUACAUCUCUUGGAGCAUGAUGAGGAGUAUGUGUUCACACUGCCAUCUGCCUACGCCCGCUCCAUCCUCACAGUGCCCUGGGUGGAGCUGGGUGGGAAAGUCUCCAUCUCCUGCGCCAAAAGCGGAUACUCUGCCACCGUCACAUUCCACACCAAACCCUUCUAUGGAGGAAAGGUUCACAGAGUCACGGCUGAGGUAAAACACAACUCCACCGGCACCAUCGUCUUCAAAGCUCAGGGGGAGUGGAACGGGACGCUGGAGUUCACCUACAGCAGCGGAGAGACCAAAGUGAUUGACACGUCCAAACUGCCAGUCAUUAAGAAAAAGAUCCGGCCACUGGAGAAACAGGGCCAGUAUGAAUCAAGGCGGCUGUGGCAGCACGUGACGGCAACGCUGAAGGCCGGCGAUAUCGAUGCGGCUACUGAACACAAACACCAGCUGGAGGAGAAACAGAGGAGAGAAGGGAAGCAGAGAACGGCCAGCAACACCACCUGGAAACCCAAGUACUUCAUUAAAGAGGGGGACGGAUGGGUGUACCACAAUCCUCUGUGGAAGACAAAGUGAAGACACGCUGGAGCCACAUGAUUUGGGUCCGUCACAGACCUCUAGCCCCGCGGAUGGGAGUGUCCGACCAAUGGGACUCGAGCAGCAGGGAAAGACAUUGAUCAGUUUUUCCAACUCUUCUUAUGGAGAAUGGAAGGUGCCAAAAACAAAAAAACGAACUUGAGGGUGGUAGAAAUACCUUAAAAGACCCUCUGGAUGAUAAAGAUUGGACAUGGAGGCCUGAAUUGUGUGACCUUGUGCAAUAUCUUUAUAUUUGUAUAUUACAUCUGGUAAUCAAUAAUACUGAGUAAAGUGAUUUUUCACACAGGAGAGAUGUAGCAUCUGUAUCAGAGUAUAACUGGUAUUUUAGAACAACAAAGGCAGAUAUUGAUGCAAGUGGCAUUGAGUAUGUAUUCAUUUCCAAUAGAGCUCACCGCUCAUGUUCUUAUUUCAUUUGAAUGACUGAAUCAAUCUUACCAUAUGAGGACAGUAUUGUGCUUCAGUUGAGCUUCCUGAAGUAAGAAUAAAAUUGAUAUUUAAUA